Oryctolagus cuniculus (rabbit) is the source of this 1352-nucleotide messenger RNA. The record is from RefSeq and is a predicted model, not a curated record. Lineage: Eukaryota; Metazoa; Chordata; Mammalia; Lagomorpha; Leporidae.
UGGGCCACUGCGCCCGUUCCUUCAACGCGUGCGUACUGUGUGCCCUUUAGGUGCCCAGUUGUCGACACUGAGGGGAACACAGGUGUGACUUAGGCUCCCCUCCCGCACUUGUCUUCCAGGGCCGGUCAGGCUGGGGCCAAUGUGUGGCAGGCACGGGAGUCCCUCUGCAGGCAGUGGCCUUGGACACCCUUGGUCUGGGAGCAGCCACCACCCCUGCAGCACCAGGGACACAAACACCCCAGAAGGGGCCAGGCCAGGGUCCCCUGUGCAGACAAGCCUCGGCCCACGGCCGCACAUCCCCCAUGUCCCGUCCGCGGGGCUGCCCUCUCAGGGACAGGCCCGCAGGGGGACCCAAGACGCCCAGGGUCUGCACGCCGCCCCACCCCUGCUGAGCCCCUUCCCCGCCGGGAUCCCCACUGCGGGCUCCCUGGGCUCAGCCAUGCCGGUCUCUCCUCCCCCCAGGGGCGUUCUGGGCCAGGCCCCAUGCUCACGGGGGGCAGCCGGGGCCCCGCGCCGGGACGUCGGUCCCACUGGGCGAGGUCCUCCUGCGGAUCCCCAGUGGCCGUCCGCGGGGCCCGGCCGGAGCGGAAACCGCGACGGACCAGCCCGCGGGCCACUUCCGGCGCCGCCGAGGGCCCCGACCGGCAUGGAGCUGGACGACGCGGCCGAGGCGCUGGCGGAGCUGCGGGAGCGGCGGCUGAGCGCGCGGGAGCUGCUGCAGGCGGCGGCGGGCUCGGGCCUGGCGGCCUACGCCGUGUGGGCGCUGCUGCUGCAGCCCGGCUUCCGCCGCGUCCCGCUGCGGCUGCAGGUGCCGUACGUGGGCGCGAGCGCGCGGCAGGUGGAGCACGUGCUGUCGCUGCUGCGGGGCCGCCCCGGGAAGACGGUGGACCUGGGCUCCGGCGACGGCAGGAUCGUGCUGGCGGCGCACAGGUGCGGCCUGCGCCCGGCCGUGGGCUAUGAGCUGAACCCGUGGCUGGUGGGGCUGUCGCGGCUGCACGCCUGGAGGGCGGGCUGCGCCGGCGCCGUCUGCUACCGCCGGGAGGACCUCUGGAAGGUGAGCCUCAGCGACUGCCACAACGUGUCGGUGUUCCUGGCCCCCAGCGUGCUCGCCCUGCUGGAGGAGAAGCUGCGGGCGGAGCUGCCCGCCGGGGCCCGCGUGGUGUCCGGACGGUUCCCCCUCCCCACCUGGCAGCCGGUGGCCGUGCUGGGGGAAGGCCCGGACCGCGUCUGGGCCUAUGACGUCCGUGGCGGCGGGCCGGCCGGGCGCGCGGGCUCCCCUCCGGCCCCGGCCCUGGAGUCCCCGUCCCUCGGCCCGGCUGACAGCGGGGCGCAAUAAAGACGCAGGGGCUCUG